AUGAGUGGAACAGUUAUCAUCACUGGAGCCAAUGGCUCCUUGGCCCUUGGCUUUGUUGACUCCUUCCUAUCAAAAUAUCCUCUCCAUACAUUGGUAGCCACUGUUCGAAACGCAUCUCCAGAAAAGGACCCCAACACCGCCAAGCUUCUGAGCUUAGUGUCCAAGUACCCAGAAGCUAAGGUCCACCUGGAAGCACUCGACCUCGGCAAUCUAGCUGCUGUUCGUUCCUUCGCUGAAAAGCUAUCCCUUCAGAUCUCUUCAAAGGAGCUUCCGGGCAUCGCAGCGAUUGUCUGCAAUGCUGGCACAUGGUCGCUUGAGUCAGGGCAGAAGUUUACGUCGGAUGAUUAUGAGGCUACCUUCCAAGUCUGUCAUCUAUCUCAUUAUCUGCUAGUCCUGAAGCUGCUCGGUAGCAUAGACACCACAUCUGGACGCAUCGUUAUGCUCGGCUCCAUCACUCAUUAUGCCGAUAAACCGAAUCCCUUAUCUUCGCUUGGACCAUGCUUCCCUGACGACUUUGAAGAGCUGGUCAAACCAGCGUCGGACCCACCGAACCUGGUCCAUGACAGAGGUUUCCAGAGAUACGCAACUGCUAAACUUGCAAACGUGACAUUUGCCAACGACCUCAACAAACGACUCCAGAAGGAUCCCAAGUUAUCAAAGAUAACCGUAACAGCUAUGGACCCCGGCGGUCUUCCCUCAUCAAGGGCUCAAGCAGGGCAGAAGAGAUCUGCCAGGAUUUUGAUGGCGACGCUCAACACCCUCAUGCCAGUCCUCAAGCAUUGCACGACAGCAUUCCGCACAACGGAAGAUGCUGGACGAGACCUGGCCGCUGUGAGUGUGGACCCGGCAUUUCAGGGUAAGAGGGGUUACUACGUCGGCCUGAGGGCGGACACUGCAGCGCCAGUUAGUCAAGAUGCUGGUAUGCAGAAAAAGCUCUGGGAGGGGUGCUGGAGGUGGGCAGGUCUUACACCCGCGGAGACUGUUCUUCAGAAUAUCUCCUAA
Messenger RNA from Penicillium lagena, 1002 nucleotides. RefSeq lists its product as uncharacterized. The transcript is spliced from 2 exons. Gene Ontology annotation, cellular component: endoplasmic reticulum membrane; lipid droplet; mitochondrial outer membrane. Lineage: Eukaryota; Fungi; Ascomycota; Eurotiomycetes; Eurotiales; Aspergillaceae. The record is from RefSeq and is a predicted model, not a curated record. Bases 1 to 1002 code for a protein of 333 amino acids. Gene Ontology annotation, molecular function: 3-beta-hydroxysteroid 3-dehydrogenase (NADP+) activity.